AGUCAGUAUGGCAUUUGACAAUACAUAGUCAAAGAGAAUAUAAUUGAAAUAUAAUCACUGCGUUAAAUAAUAGUUUGAUUUGAUAGGUAUUUCAUUGCUUACAAUUUAUAAAAUUCCGGAUUGUGUUCUAACUUAGGUGUAAAACUGCUUUAUGAGAACCUUUAUUUCUUCGUAGGAAUUUAAUUGUACAUAAACAGCAUUGAUAUAAUGGAAGCAAAAGCGGCACCGCGAAUAAAAACAUCACAGCGGCGCAUUCAAUACAAGAGCAGUGCCUGGUGCGUUCACGAAUUUGAGGUCUGGAGUGGUGAAUUGGUGUGUCGAGUAGCUGCCUUGCGUAUGAAAGAUUCCCUAUUGCUUUGGAUCGGUGGCAACGCCAAGCCCGCACUGGUAGAAGUGGCAGCCGGGGUGCCUAUGCCACCCUCCAAUGGGUCUGCGCGCGCCGGACUCGCCACUGCUCUGAUCAGCGGCGACGGCGUGGCAGUGACACUGGCGCGAAGGCUGUCCGCUACGCUGGUGCGACCUGUGUACGUGUGUUGCGGCGCCACCUUUGACCGUUUCACCGCACCGCUGGUGGAGCGCGGACUCAUUGCCGAAAUAAAGAGCAGACCAGAAUGUUUCUAGCCCUUUGUGUGGUCUUAGUGCACAUGGGGUAGAAUCAUAAUAGGCUACUGGCCCUCCUUGGAAUCCUCCAAAACGUGACUCGCUUAGGUUGAUGUUUUUAAUUUUGUUGUUUGUGAUUGAUCACAAGUCUAAUGCAUCUGUCACACUGUAGUCUGUUAUUCAAUACCAAUAAAACUACAUGGAGUUGUGUCAUGUUUUUCUGCCACAUUGUAAGCAUACUGAUUGUUAAAUCAGUUUGAUAACAACCAUGUAGUGUUAUCGUCUGCGGUUUGCUACACUUAACUGAUAAAAUAACUAGAUUUUGAAAAAAGUUACUGUAAUGGUUAUUUUUGUAUGUACAAUGAGUGGUACUAGAGGUAGGCUGUUAUCAGCAUACAUCAUCAUUUGAACCUCUCAAAAAUUUGAUGUAAGUAUAAACAGACAUGACAAUGUAAAUAAAUCCAAUCCACCAGUAACUUUGGAGGUUGAUAAAAUUUUCGUAAAAAAAUAUCAACAUCUUUUAGUAAGUCUACAUUUGGAUAUAUUAUAAUAUAAUAGUUGAAGCGGUUGGCAGGGCUGCUACUGUUUAUGGGCAGUUGAGUUGCUACCGUCCAGUAAGCACCUUGUGUGCCUCAUGGCUGACUUGAAUUAGAAAUAAAUGUUAUAUGCAAUUUGGCUCUUCAUUGUAACUGUUAUUCUUUAUUCAUAUAAUCAUUGUUACUAUGUAAGUUCUAAUCUACAUAUAUGUUGCUGAUGGACAGUAAACAUCCCAAUUGUAAACUUUAUUCAUAUGAAUAUUGUAGAUGAGUAGCAAUUACUUCAACAUGUAAAAAUCUUAGAGAAAUUAUUGAAGGACUUGUCUCAUUUGUUAAUGGGUAAACAAUUCAUAUGUGUGAAUAGAUUUUGUUAUUUUACUUUUAAGUAAUGUGUGUCAUGUUGGGUACACUGAAUUUGUAUUCUCUUAAACUGUAAGUUAAUAAAUAUCUUUUUGUAAAAUUU
This is a messenger RNA of Manduca sexta (tobacco hornworm), 1599 nucleotides long. RefSeq lists its product as uncharacterized. The coding region runs from base 208 to 621 and encodes 137 amino acids. NCBI's taxonomy places the organism in Eukaryota, Metazoa, Arthropoda, Insecta, Lepidoptera, Sphingidae. The record is from RefSeq and is a predicted model, not a curated record. The transcript has a single exon. Gene Ontology annotation, biological process: proteasome assembly.